Molecule: messenger RNA, 1329 nt
Organism: Aspergillus thermomutatus
Lineage: Eukaryota; Fungi; Ascomycota; Eurotiomycetes; Eurotiales; Aspergillaceae
Exons: 1
Coding region: 1-1329 (442 amino acids)
Source: RefSeq, a predicted model, not a curated record
AUGGAGAUGAUGGCCCAGGAAUGGAAACUUGUGGACACAGUCUGGGACUACGAUGUAUGGGGAUAUCCGCCCGCGUGCACGCGUUUAUCAGACGCGGUUGUCUUCAAGCUCCUCCUCAAGAACAUUCCCAAGCGUCGCUCUGAGCGAUGGCCAUUUGACUUCAACAGCAGAGGCCAAACGAGGUUCGAGCGCGAACCGCAGGGUCCGACGGUGUGGAUUGAGCGUCGGGGCCGAUACUACUAUCCCGAGAUUGGAGGGCGAUAUGUCCUGGGCGGGGAAAUAGCAAGAAUGAUGGAUUCUUGGUUCAUUGAGCCACCUCUGUAUGUUACCAGGAGGGGUUCGAUCUACUUUGGGCGUGUCGAGGUGCCCAGCUGGGCAAAGGAUCAGGGCGCCAUUAUCAUCUCGUCGCGGGGUGUUACAUGUUUGACUUUUGAUGACGAGGACCGCGUCUCCUGGGAUGGGAUGUUGGGGACUCCGAUUAUUUGGGCCAAGGAAGUGAGCCUGGAAUGGCCUGCCAGACUUACGCGAGCCACGGUUGUCACUGAGGUGAAAACCGAAAGUGGCCAACUUGCGAUCAUGGUCGAUUACGGUUCAGAUGAGGAACCGGAAGACACUCAAGACUCCACGGAGAUAAUUGAUGUGAAAGAGGAGAACAUUCGGAUCAAGUCAGAGGUGGUAAGUGAAAGCCAGGGACUUCACCUUGAGGAUGGAACUGCUGCUGAACCACUUACCACCACCCCUCAGCAACCGUCUGCGGCACACAGCAAGACGCCCCGUAUGCUCAAGAGGGAACCAGAGUCCCACGUCAACAGUCACAACAAACGCAGAGCAGAGAUAAUCGACGUGAAAAAAGAGAACAUUCGGAUCAAGUCAGAGGGGGGAAAUGGAAGCCAGGAACUUCACCUUGAGGAUGAAACUGCUCCCAAACCACUUAUCACCACCACUCAGCAACCGUCUGCAGCACACAACAAGACUCCCCGUAUGCUCAAGAGGGAACCAGAGUCCCACGUCACCAGUCACAACAAACGUCGCAGAGCCAUAUCAAGUGUCUUAACUCAAGGCGGCAAGACUGUGUCAUGGGUGGAAAUGGCUCUCAAGAUGAUCCGCCAGGCAGCCUCUGCGAACAGGGAACAUCAGGCGCUGAUUCGAAGUAUUCGCGAGGACGUCAAAUCUCUUCAAUCCAAAGUUGAUACGUUAGAGGCGUCGGCCCCGCUGCCCAGAGCUCUAGAGGAUGUCCGGAAACUCAUGGCUGAGCACGAAGACGACGUCCUGGGGAUAGAGGAGAUCGAGAGAACGAUGAAAAUCGUCCUGCAGAAGCUCCCUUCCUGA